This is a messenger RNA of Aspergillus vadensis CBS 113365, 864 nucleotides long. RefSeq names its product putative GINS DNA replication complex subunit Sld5 (gene sld5). The transcript has 2 exons. Gene Ontology annotation, cellular component: GINS complex. Lineage: Eukaryota; Fungi; Ascomycota; Eurotiomycetes; Eurotiales; Aspergillaceae. Bases 43 to 864 code for a protein of 273 amino acids. Gene Ontology annotation, biological process: DNA-templated DNA replication; double-strand break repair via break-induced replication. The record is from RefSeq and is a predicted model, not a curated record.
CCACCACCAAAACCAAAACCACAGAACAUUGCUCAAUUGACAAUGGACAUCGACGACAUCCUCGCCUCCGUCGACCGCACGGCAGACACAUCCACUCCGGAAUCCACCGCCCUCGACCACCAAUUACUCACGCGCUUCUGGGUCGCCGAGCGCGCCGUCGCCGAGCUCCUCCCAUGGCCGACAUCCUUAAUGGAGCGCAUGAUGGAGCGCGUCAGACGACAGAUCGAAUCCAUCGAAGACCUCGCCGCCUCCUCCACCGACCCAAUAACACACCACCAAACCUCCUCCGCAGCAACAAGCAACCUCACCCUCUCGAUCCUCCAAUCCGACCUUUCCCGAACCCAAUACCUAAUCCGCUCUCUCCUCCGCCAACGGCUCUCGAAACUCACAGCGCAUAGCAUGCACUACCUACUUCUCAUCUCCCGUCCCACACAACAACCUCAAUCGCAACAAUCGCAGACCGAUUCCUCCAGACCCGAGGACUCUAUCCCCGAGCCACCAACGUUCACAGACGACGGUACAGAAGAUGAUAUAUCUCCGUUGUCGAAGGAGGAAGUAACCUUUCUGCAUGCGCAUCAGACGCUACUGGCGGGUCAUUAUGGAGCGUCGUUUUUGAAUUCUUUCCCUCCGCAGUUGAGGAGGUUGGAUGAUAAUGCGGGCGGGACUAGUAUGGUUCAGGGACCGGAUGGGAAGGAGGUUGUGUUUGUGAGGUGUCUUGUUGAGGAGGUUAGGGUUGUGGUGCCUCCUGGGGAUGGGGUUGAGGUGGAGGUUGAGGGGACGGUGUUGAGGAUGGGGGAGGUUUGGGCGGUUAGGUGGGAGGGGGUUAGGGGGGCUUGGGGGAGGGGGGAGGUUGAGGUUUUGUAG